Molecule: messenger RNA, 3042 nt
Organism: Trichomonas vaginalis G3
Lineage: Eukaryota; Parabasalia; Trichomonadida; Trichomonadidae
Product: UDP-glucose:glycoprotein glucosyltransferase family
Exons: 1
Coding region: 1-3042 (1013 amino acids)
Cellular component (GO): endoplasmic reticulum
Molecular function (GO): UDP-glucose:glycoprotein glucosyltransferase activity
Source: RefSeq, a predicted model, not a curated record
AUGCUUUUCUUUUUGAUUUCGAAACUUGCUUUAUCAUCAAAAACAGUAAACAUGAUAGCAGAAGGUUUCGAUUCGACGAUUGAAGCAGAAACAUUUACUUUUGUCGAUGAAAAUUGUCCUUAUUAUUCAUAUGAAAUGAAACAAUUAUUCGACAAUCACAAAAUCACAACUAUUUCUGAUGUUAUUAACUAUUCACAGCAAAUUUUACCACAUCCAUGGAUAAAUCUCCUUAAUUUUUCUCUUCAUUCAAAAUUUUAUAAACCAAAAUCAAGUACUAAAUACAAUAUUACAACAAAUUCUCAUCAAAGUAAAGGAUGGGGUAUAUUUGCAACUCAAGACGCACCAGAUUACGAUAGAAAUAACAUAAAAAUGAAAAUUUUAUCUUCAUUUUCACGUUUUAAAGACUCAAUGGAAAGGAUAUUAUUCAUAAAAGAUAUGCUAAAUAAGUUAUCCGUAUAUCUUCCAGUCUUAAGUGAAAUGUCUGUCGAUAAUUACGUGAAAAAUCAGUACGAAAGAGCUCUUCCUCAAUCAAAUCCUUUUGUUCUUGUUAAUGGUCAACAAGUCAAGCAUGAUUACUACAGUAUUUCUCGUGCUAUUAUUGAUGAGACAAAAUUUUAUGAAACAACUGUCAAAAACUUACAUUUACCAUCCGGAGUAUUCAAAAACAUAUCUCACGGAUUGAAUUUCUACACAACAAACCACUAUACAAGGCAGCCAGACAUAAGUUUAGGCUGUAUUUUGUUAAAUCCUUCAGAAAAGUACCAUGAGAAGCCAAUACCGCAAUCAUUAGACUUAUCUUCUCAUGUUGGUUUGUUAGCAACACCUACAGACAAAAUUCGUGUAAAUAUAUUUUUUGAUAUUUCAUCUCCUGAAGCUCUAGCGCUCAUAAACUACGCGUUUGAGAUGGAAAAGAAAGAUAUGCAGAUGACUUUGAAUCUUUAUCCAAUUGCACAACGAAAUAAUCCAAAAGAAGAACAAAUCAUGCUUGGAUUCUAUCAUAUUCGUAAUACAUUGUCAAUGAGAGGUUCUAUAUUGUAUUUGUACACUGGUUUAAAGGAUGGCAACUACAGAAAAGCUUUUAAAGAAGCAUUUCCCUCAAUUAAGUGGGAAGAAUUGAAUUCCACGCAAGAUACAGCAUACAACAUGGAAGAAAUAAGGAAGAUGCAAGAUUACAAGGAAGAAAUCGGUCUUGGAAGCUCAGAAAUCCAAAUUAACGGAAGAUUUGUAAAAGAUUCUCCGAAAUUCCUUUCAGUAAGUGAUGAAGUAGAGUUAGAACUAGAAAGACUGGUACAAAUAGCAAGAUUCGGCAUGAUUGACGUAAAAACUGAUUGGAAAGAAUAUUAUAUCGAAAAAGGUAUCGAGAUUUCGAAGAAAGAACCACCAAUGAAGCUAGACAAUUCAGAUUUAGUAUCUUUGGUCGAUCUUUCAAGCGAAGAAAUCUCAAAUGCUUGUGAUGAAAUUUCGAAAGCUGCAAUUAACAAAGAUUUUGUUUAUAAUACAUUUGUUUGUUUCAUAGGAUAUAAUGAAGAAGUCAAUUUCCCUUCAACAACAAUUUCUGUCAUUAAAAAACCGUCAGAAAUUUUAUCACACAUUGUCAGGUCCAAAAACAAAGAAGCCACAAUUAUUGGACCAUUUGUAUUUGAUAGAAGAUUAUCUGCUGAUGAAAUAGAAUAUGUUUUGCGUGUUUAUCAAAUUGAGUAUUUCCAAGUAAUUCCAGAAAUGGAUCUAAAACAAAGAAUUGCUGUCACGUUUUUCAGAGGAAAUGACCACAGAAUGGGAAUUUCGAGAUAUGAUUGUUCAGCAGGGUAUUCCAUUGUAGAACAUGAUCCGCAAAACCCUCUACAGAUUUGUAUAAACAUGGGAAUUUUCGAUGAUGAAUUUCCUGUUGUUUUGGACGCUGCUCUUUCAAUUGCUCAGUCUAAAUUGGCCGGUGUCAGAAUUAUGUCACUUUUUGAUGAUGAAAACAUCGAAGAUAUCGAAUUCGAUGUAAAAAUUAAGAAUUUUUAUUUGCCUGACGAUACAGGAAAAGUGACAUAUGAAGGUGACUUCACUUCACUUAUAUAUCCAAGAACAUCGUGGGGAGUUGAAGAAACUCAAAAAGAAAAAAUUUUUACGAUAAAGUCUAUCGUCAAUGACGGUUUUGCCAGAUACAAAGAUUAUGUUGUCGCGAACAAAGUAAUGAAGCCAAUACAAGAUGAUGGCUGGAUACCUGUCUCUGCGCCUGUUGGUGUCUAUAAAGAUUUUGCAGUUGAUUCUUGGGUUCCUCUCCAAAAAUUUGUAAAGGGAAAUAAAGGUGAACCAAAAAGUGAUAAAAAAGACGAUAGACUUUCACAUGUUGUUACAUGUUUAACACCUGAAACGUACUUCAUGUCCAUGGAAACAAUGAAAAGUAUUGUUAAUCAAAGUAACGUAUUUUUGCACGUUUUUUGUUAUAUGCCAUUUGACAAAACUGUUUUUGGUAAUCAAAAAGUUGAGAUAAUUCCUUUCUAUACACAUCCAUCGUUUAAAUACGAUAUUCUUCCAUCAUUUAUCUGGCAAUACGGUAAGCAUGCAAUUGCUGGUUUCGCAUGUCCUCAAAUAGACAGGGUCAUGGUGUCAGACCCCGAUAUUUUUUGGGAUAAAGAUUGUUCGAAAUUCAGAAAAAUUGACAUGAAAAACUGUGUUUUAGCUGUUCCUAAAUUCACGUCAUCUAAAACAGCAAUGGCAAAUGAAUACUGGAACACACCACACGCUGUUAGCAUGAGAAUGGGAAGGCCUUUCUUGAAUCCUUCAGCUGUUAUCUACGACAUGAAAAAAUUUGUUUGGGAAUCUGACGCUUUUGAUUUGUCACUUUUUUAUUUAAAGAGAAAGAUUUAUAGUGGAAAAUUGAGUUUGGGCCAGAAAGGAGAAGACUUCAUUAACUACUUGCAGAUGAAAGUACAGAUUAUGACAUUGGAUCCGCAGAUUGGAGUCAUCAAAUCUCAUUCCACUGAAGAUGAAUUUUCAAACGCUGUUUCUUAUAGUAUUAGCAGCGAAGAUUUUGUUUAUGAUACCGAAUUGUAA